AUGUCAUUGUACAGGGGCUUCACGGGCUACGCCGCAGCCAGUGGUCGAUUGUUGCUUCAACGCUGUUUUCGGAUGUGUGCUGGAGAAACCCACCCCCUUUCCGGGACCGAGACCGGGCCUCGGCGGGCUCGUCUCCCACAAAGCUGCAGGGGCCCACUCGAUUUCCCUACCGACGGCACUCAGAAAGAACAGAAAGAACGGCCACCAUCGUACCGGUAG
This is a messenger RNA of Colletotrichum abscissum, 219 nucleotides long. RefSeq lists its product as uncharacterized. The transcript has a single exon. Lineage: Eukaryota; Fungi; Ascomycota; Sordariomycetes; Glomerellales; Glomerellaceae. The record is from RefSeq and is a predicted model, not a curated record. The coding region runs from base 1 to 219 and encodes 72 amino acids.